Messenger RNA from Bathycoccus prasinos, 930 nucleotides. RefSeq lists its product with no specific name. The record is from RefSeq and is a predicted model, not a curated record. The transcript has a single exon. Gene Ontology annotation, molecular function: protein binding. NCBI's taxonomy places the organism in Eukaryota, Viridiplantae, Chlorophyta, Mamiellophyceae, Mamiellales, Bathycoccaceae. The coding region runs from base 1 to 930 and encodes 309 amino acids.
AUGGGGAAAAAGAUAUCCGGCGCGCAGAAGAGGAAGAAGAGGAAGGAGAAAGAAGAGCUCGCCGCGAAAAUGGAGCGGUUGAAGCUCGGACCGACGCCGCUUUGGACGGGAUUGGUGUUGCAUCACAAGGAUAUUUUUGUAUCGCAUGUGCUUCCGAAAUUGAAUAGGACAGAUCGGUUUUUCUUUAAGAAGGUGAAUAGAGAGAGUUGGGGUGUGCUUGCGUACGCCGGGGUAAACGUAUCGAAAUUAAAUUGGGGUAUUUACGAAUGUUCAUCCAUUUCGACGUUGGAAUGGGUGUGGAAUAACAUGCCCUGGGGAAAGAAAGAUACCAAAGGAGACGUGAUAGAUCAAGCCUUGUUUUGCGCGGGAGUUGCUGCAACGAACAAACUCGAGUUCCUCAAGUGGGCGAGAGAAGUGAAACAGUGCGAGUGGGAUGAAGAGACGAUUAAAGUGGCAGCAUUUAAAGGUAAUCUCGAGAUGCUCAAGUACUGCUUCUCUAAUGGUUGCCCUUGUGAUAAAAAAGAGUCGUGCUUUCAAACUGCGAGUGAAGGACACCUCGACUGUCUUCGAUUGCUUUUCGAAAAAGUGAAACCUUCGCGAGGUACGGAAAAAGAAGUAGUAAUACAAGCAACAUGCUUUGGUCACGUGGAGAUCUUGAAAUAUUUCGUUGAAGAAAGAAAGAUAUCUGAUGAGUUAAAGUUCGCCCUCUUGGUAGCCGCUGCAAAGUAUGGCCGCCUCGAUUGCCUUCAAUACUUAGUCGAAGAGGCGAAAGCGCCUCUUAACAACUUGGAAGGCAUCGCUAACGCUCGUUACUUCGAACAACGCGAGUGCGUAAACUACUUGCUCGAAAAAGGGUGCCCAGAACCAACGGACGAAGAAUACGCUUGGAUCGUCGAGCAAAUCGAAAAAAUGGAGCGAUUGAGAUUAUAG